Messenger RNA from Melopsittacus undulatus (budgerigar), 5100 nucleotides. RefSeq names its product HemK methyltransferase family member 1 (gene HEMK1). Gene Ontology annotation, cellular component: mitochondrion. The record is from RefSeq and is a predicted model, not a curated record. Gene Ontology annotation, molecular function: protein methyltransferase activity; nucleic acid binding. Gene Ontology annotation, biological process: protein methylation. The transcript is spliced from 11 exons. Lineage: Eukaryota; Metazoa; Chordata; Aves; Psittaciformes; Psittaculidae. Bases 1638 to 2693 code for a protein of 351 amino acids.
GAGUAGUGACGCCGUGGCACAGAGGUACCAGGUUGUACUGUGCAGGCCCCAGUUGCUGCCUGAGCCUGUGAGCAGGACAAGGAGUGUGGGGCAGGUUGAAAGGUGGAGCCUUUCAGCAGCCACCACUGUUUGUGUUGGCCUUAAUUGAGUGGGAUCAAACCACACAACUGUGGGAAAACAUCUGUUCCUUGCCUUCGUGCAAACAGGUAUUUGCACCGAGAAGUAGCUUGCAGGGAACCUCACAUCAGUACCAGGUCAGCUUUAUUAGUAAUGAUAGUAGUGGCAGCAUUGUUACAGCCAUGGCAAAAGACGGAUUAAAGACUUAGCUGCCUCCCUAACAGUAGUGGUUAAUGUUUUAUUCCUUCAGUGUUCCUCUUUGGUAGUAUCCUCAAAACAGGGCUUUGAAGUGUGGAGCUGCUUAGGUAAAGCCUAGCUGUCGGACUCCUUAUGCGUAACAUAACAACAAGUUUUCAUAGGGGCUGCUUAUCUCUGCUGGGUAGUAAUGAAGAUGGUAAGGAGGGAAUCUUCAGGCUCUUUGAGCACCCACCCCUUGCCAGAAGGUGGCAGAUAAGCCAGUCUUGAGGCCUUUGCUGCAGAGUAUGCCCUCUUCUGUCUCUCUGGGCUCUGGUUUGAUUUUGCAAAGGAGGGCCUGACUUCCCCCAGUUUUGCUGUGCAGCAAGAGCAGGGUAGGCUCCACACUGCUGCCUGUGCAGCAUGGUCCAGGGCUGCUGCAGGGGAUGAGUGCCAGCAUCUGCCCAGGUGGGAGCUGACCCAGCCUCCCAGAUCUCUCUGCAGCAUCAGUCCUACAGGGCAGCACCCUGGCUCUUUAGUUGUUUGUGUGGUGGUUUUUUGGAGGAGGGGAGGUUGUGGUUUUUCUGAGAGGGUGAAAGAAAGCAGCCAUCAAUAGAGGUAUGGGAAUGGAUGCUUAGGGAAACCCACAGUGGCCCCAGGGACUGUGAGUCAGAAGGGAGGGAGGCCCUCAUUUCUGAUGGAUCACAGCAGGAAAGCAGUUUUGUUUCUCACACACAGUCCCAAGUGUGAUAUGCAGCAGCUGUUCUGUAAAGCUUCAUCUCCUUUGUCUCCUGCAGUCAUCUUGUUUGUUUUCCUUCUGUCUGGCUCUGCCUGUCCUAUUCUUUAAGAAACUGACUUCUUUCUGGCAGGGUUUGCCUUUACUGGCCUUUGUAUCUUUCAAGUGUUUCCCUUCCCUCUAGUUGUCUAGUUGUGAGUUUUUCUUUCUUCUCUGCUCUUAGCAGCUCAACCCUGCCGUUGUGGCCCCUUGUGUGCUCUCUGGGGAUGGUGACAGUGUGGAAGACCCUUGAUAUUUGGAGUCAAGGUCUUCUGUGGGCACAUCUGCUAGCCCAGGACUUGUGGUUUAUGAACAGAGAGAAGAAUAAAAGAAAGAAUCUAGGAGAGACUUACGGUGUUCCUGCAGGGAGCCAGGAUGAUCCACUUGUGAGGUGAAGAGCCAAGGGCUGGAGCUGAGACCAGAAGUGCUGCAAACCAGUGCCAUUUUUGUGCUGCUGUGAAGAGAUGCAUUGACUGUGCUCAGCUGGUGCUUAGCCAUAGUGGCUUGUGGUAGCAGCAAGUGUCCUUAGCACUGACUGGAUCAGCUGGUGGCAGGAACUGAUUUUGCAACAAUGAGAUGCCUCACGCACACACUGUUUAGGAGGUUGUCCUGUCUCUCACCUCAGUGCAUGCCAUGGAGGUGGAGUCAAAUCCUCAGUCCGAAGGAGUUGUCUCUGAGGCAGAGCUGCAGCGCAAGGCCUGGGGUCAUGACUGCCACCGAUGUGGUCAACUACUGGCAGAAGGUGUUUGAGACAAAUGGGAUCCCUGAAGCACGAGAAUCCAGUGAAUAUAUCGUGUCAUUUGUCCUAGGAGCAAAAACAUUUCAGAGCCUGAGUUCCAAAAGCCUCUGCACUCCGCUUACAGUAGCGCAGCAGGAGCAAAUCCAGCAGCUGAGCAACAAGCGACUAGAAAGAAUGCCGGUGCAGUAUAUACUUGGUGAGUGGGACUUUCAGGACCUGACUCUGAAGAUGAGACCCCCAGUAUUUAUUCCUCGGCCUGAAACAGAGGAUCUCAUCUCUCUUGUUGUGGAAGAAGAAUCUCUGAUGUACAAGAAGAAUUCAGGCCUCUGCUUCCCAGUUUCUGCCCCUCAUCCUGUGAUCCUGGAGAUUGGCUGUGGCUCUGGAGCAAUUGCUCUGAGUCUGUUGUGCAAACUGCCACAGAGCCGGGUGAUAGCCAUGGAUAAAGAGGAGGCUGCUGUGGAUCUCACCAGGGAGAACGCACAUAGGCUGCAGCUCCAGGAGAGGAUCCAUGUCCUCCACCAAGAUGUUUCAUACAGUUCUGCCAAGCAGCUGCUGCUCUGGGGCCCUGUAGACUUCAUAGUCAGUAACCCCCCGUAUGUUUUCCAUGAAGACAUGGCUUCCUUGGAUGCAGAAAUCCUCCGCUAUGAGGACCUUGAUGCACUGGAUGGGGGAGAUGAUGGAAUGAGAGUCAUUGAAACAAUUUUGGUUUUGGCUCCUUCUCUUCUGAAGGAUUCUGGGAGUGUAUUUCUGGAAGUUGAUCCCAGACACCCAAAUAUGGUGAAGGACUGGCUACAGGCACACCCCAAUUUACUACUUGUCCUCCGUGCUGUUCACAAGGACUUCUGUGGCAAGCCUAGGUUUCUACACAUCCAAAAACAAAGCAGGUGACAACUGUACCAGAAAUAACUCUUCCUGCAUCGUGCCUUUUACUGAAGAGAUUGUUGGGAACUCUGCAUGGCAAAACAAAACUCCACUUCAUGCAACGCUGGACAGUUUUAAGAUUCAGCUGGAGAGGGGGCUAAGUCUAGGCCAUGCUUUACUAAGAAAGGUUGGAGCAGAUGAUCCUUGAGUUCCCUUUCAACUUGGUAUUCUAUGAUAAUACAUUGGCUUCUCCAUGUAGUGACAGACCUGAUAACAGAAUUCAUUCAGAAAUGCAGAAGUUUAACAGAGUGUGUAGAAGUGUUUCACCUUCCUCUGGCAACUACGUGAAACUUUAUAGUUUGGUCUCUGAAGUGACUCACUAAUCUCACUACCUAAUGGAAGAGCUCAGACUCCAGAUACUUCAUUAAAAGCACAACUUCUCAAUAUGUCAGAUCACCCAUUUCACCUAAAAAGAACUUCACUUUUUUAUUGUGUUUCUUUGCCUGGAAAUAAGUUUGUGUAGAAGGUGACCAAAUUGGAUGAUAGGUCCAAACUCUGCUGCGUAUUGGUACAUGGAUUUGCAGCUAUAACAGGACAUGAGUAACCUGUCCAUUUCAAACUCAGUUCUAUUCCAAGAUCCUUAUGCUCUGGAGCAGAUCUGCAACAGCAAAACAGCUUUUGUUUCGCAGUCCUGCUGCGUGACAUACCAUUGAUGGAUCAGUGCACAUGUUACACCAUGUGAAUCUACAGCACCUGACACUUGAUGUAUGCUGCCAGAAACCGUCUAAACACUGUAAUAAAGAUAGUGCUUCAGAUCAGUGUCGUUACAAGAAUUGCAUUGCAGUUACAUUUUCAAACAUGCUGGCAGAUCUCAGUAAACAUCUGGCAUCUGCACAUUGCUUCUGAUAGUAAUAGAGAUGCCUAAUUUCUGUGUAAGGCCUUUAAGUGCCAGACUUUACAAGGAAGUCCAGAAUCACUACUCCAGUUUUGCAGAUGGAGAAGUUGAAAAACAGGAGGUGAAAUGGCUUGUACAGAAUUUGACAACAAGCUAAGUUUGGAGUAGGACCCAGUCUCUUGACAGCAGUGGUAAUAGCUGAGGUCUGUUUCUUUGGGAAGGAUGACUCAAGAGUAGGGCUGCCUGAAACAACAGUGAGAGAAGCCCCUGAAAUGGACAGUCCACAUCAUGACAUUAUAAAUAAUGGCAGGAUUAAAUUCAAGCUGCUGCUUGUUGUUGCUGCUGUUUCCAGUGUUACAAGCUCCCUUACUGAUCAUAGCUAGCCAGGGAAGGAAGGAAAGAAAGUAAAUGGAAUGAUCUGGUUCACCACUCUGGAUGGAAGCAGUUGCUGGGCCAGUGGAGGUGAGCACUGGGUAGGGUUGGAGGUAUCCAGGCAGUGCCCUCUGCUGUCUGUGCACCAGGAAGGUGCUAUCAGGUGCUCUGUCCAGGCUGAACUGCAAUACAUAGCCAAAAUAGUAGGAGAUGUAUCAGCAAACUGGAUCUGUUUGGGAGGCUGCAGCAGGUUCAAAGGGCUUUACAUGAGCACUGAUAGAUCUGGUCCCUUCCUCACACUCACACUCUGCACUCUUUCAUUUGCUCUUUAACUCUUGAACAUUGGCCCUGCUUUUCCACAGAGACCCAAACUCUUUCUGAUGUACCAGUGCUCAGGUCUCUGACUGGAUCCUUUGCCCACUCUUAGGGCUUUUACAGCUCUAUUCACACAGUGGCCUUUUACCCAUCGUACCACUCACACUGUGUUUAUUGUCCCCACCACUCUGUGCACGUCAGACCCAGUAGUUCUCCACAUCCCACACACUUUAUUUGGAGUUAUGAGCCUUUGUUAAAGGCAGUGGAGGAAAUCUAGGGGGGGAGAGAACUAAAACAAGUUCUGUUAAAAUGCACAUGCUUCUAGGUUUAGAAAUAAAGUUCCAGGCCAGCUGAUUUCUGGCAGGUUUGCCUGUUAGAGCUGAGAGUACAAAUGCAGUCAAAAAGGUGGUUUUGUUUGGGGAUUUUUAGGGGUUUAUUUUUUAAAUAGUAGUUUUGGGUCCUUUUUUAAGACCAGUUUGUCAGACUUGGUCUAAAAAUUGAAAGAGCUGCGUUCACAGAUUUCCUGUGGGUGUUAGCAAUGUUUAUGUAUGAAACAGCAACAUGCACAGCUUCUGCUGCGUGGUUUACUGGCUUGUGAGAGUGUGAAACAGCAUCAUGUUGCAUUCUUCAAGGGGUAGGCUGAUUCCCUCCAGGAGGCUGGAGUUAGAUGUCCCUCUUGGUGGCUGGGCUGCAGAAAGCAGUGUGCUUUUCUGGGAAGCAUCAGUCACUUUUCCAAGCUCUGAGCAGCCCACUUUCCCUGUGAGACAGACUAUUGGUCUAAUCCAGUAGGACAAGUGUUAAAUUCCUAUAUGUAUAGCUGAAGCACUAAUAAAAAUGCUUGCAUUUCUGUGG